AGAAGAUAUUUACGUAAAAAGUAUCCUCAGGAAUCUUUAAGAGAAAAGGAUACUUUGGACUAUACGCCACGCGACUUAUACUUCUUUGAAACAGGAUCUGCUUUACCUAAUAGUUGUGUUUUUAAUGAAAGUUCCCACGGUGAAUUACAUUCGCUUGCUCUAGUGGAAAAUUGUUUUUUUAAAGACAACAAAACUGUAUUAUUCAACGAGUUGGGAAGACUUUGCUGCCCUGCUCCCUUUUAUGAUACUAUUCGCAUUAAAGAAACCAUAAAUAAACUUAUCCUUACUAAAAAUAAUACCAACGUGAGUUUUCUUAAGUUUCGAGAGGGCUAUUACGAAACUAAGAGACUUGAAAAAAGUUACGCCUCCGGUUCUUCUGAGUUCCGGUUCUUGUUGGGAGCUGCCAGGUUAAUAAAGGAUGCAGAGUUAGCAAAGUGCAUAAUGAGCUCUUAUUUGACCAACGCAAAUGGAAAGUGGGAGGACGACGUUCUUGUUUGCUUUACUAACGGACUUGUCAAGUGUGGUUCACACAACACUGUCAUUGAGUUUUACAAGUUCCUUAAAAAUGCGAAGUUCCCUAUUCCACCAGUUUUACUCCACGACGUCAUCGUCAGUUUUGGCCAUUUAGGCGCUGUUGGCGAAGCUGAGCAACUUUUCAGGACACUUCCCACCAAGUCCAAACCUGCAAUUGUUGCUCUGCUGCGGGCUUAUUAUAGUGGCAACCGUUACAAGAAAGCAGUAAGCUUUUAUUCUUCCUGGCGUCAUCUUCUGCAGCUUGAAGGGGGCGCCGUUCCAGCUUCGGAGAGAGUAGAAAGCGCCGUGUUGUGUCUUCGGAGCAUUGAGAAUUUGGAGGACCACACUUUUGUGAUACACUUGUUCUACGAGUUCGUCAGUCGUCAAAUACUAGCACCGCCACUUUUUGCCUGUGUCCUUCGCUCUUUACAUAUUCUUCAACAUAGCCGAGAGUCUGUCCUAGGAGUGUUGAGGCUUUUUCCUUUACUCAACGUGGGCCUUACACGUGAAGUUUACGAAGCCCUUCUACUUAAUCUGAAACGCUGUAGGAUGCACAAUCUUAUAAUGAACCUGAAAACAGUGCUGGAAUGGAAGUUAAAGGAUGCGACGGAACGCGUUAGGACUCUCUUGACGAAUGUUCGACGUCCGGACUUGGCACUUCAGAUGUUUGAGUAUGCACUCAAUUCACCCUUUCACCGCUCGCGGGCGCUCUAUGAACUUGGCCUCCUUGCGUGCUUUAGAUUGCGCCAGUAUAAGAAAGUGUUUACUUACUACAACCAAAUGGUUUUUACGGACGGCCUUCCCCCUUCGUCGAGGGCUAAUAUUUGUCUCUUGAACACACUAUUACAACUUAAACAAAUGGACAAGGUUAAAGACUUUUUUAGCGAGUGGGCAAAGGUUUCCACUGCAGAUGUAAUUAGCCACACCAUCAUCAACUCCUGUAAUUUUGCCGAAGAUGCUGAGAUGGCGUAUAUCACUUUAAAGUUUCGGCUUCUGCAUUCGCUUGGCACUCGUACAAUACACUUUUAUAAAGUUGUGCAUUGCCUCUCUCUUCGGUGCCUUGACUUGAUAACGGAGAGCUACUCCCCCCAUGAGGGUGGUGGGCUGGAGUCUUCUACGCCAGUAAUUAUCCAAAUCUACGAAAUUUGUGACUUGUUUGAAAAUCUUUACGGCGCCCUUCAUCCGCUCCUCUAUGAUGGCUUAUUUUUGGCUUGCGAGGCCACCAAUAAUGUUAAACGAGCGAGGCGCUACAAACACCAAGCUAAACGCUUGAAGCUUCUUUGGGGAGACGCAUCAUUAAAUACUGUGGCGUACUCGUCUUACAUUCGUCUUUUGGAGAAAAAUGGGCUUUGGAAGAAAGCAAGCGAGGUACAAGCGGAAUUAAGAGCUUUGGAGAAGUAUAAUAGCUUUCAAGAGUUGGAAAAUUACGACAAAAAACUUUUUAAUCCACUUGAAUUCUUUCCGGAGAGGGGUAGUUACUACAUGCAUCAUAAAGCCAUCAACCCAUUCAUGCCCACUUAGUUGCUGUAUUUCUGUAAAUAAAAUUUAUCAGAAUAAAAGUGAA
Zophobas morio is the source of this 2077-nucleotide messenger RNA. RefSeq lists its product as uncharacterized. The record is from RefSeq and is a predicted model, not a curated record. NCBI's taxonomy places the organism in Eukaryota, Metazoa, Arthropoda, Insecta, Coleoptera, Tenebrionidae. The coding region runs from base 442 to 2034 and encodes 530 amino acids. Gene Ontology annotation, molecular function: protein binding. The transcript is spliced from 17 exons.